Molecule: messenger RNA, 1781 nt
Organism: Folsomia candida
Lineage: Eukaryota; Metazoa; Arthropoda; Collembola; Entomobryomorpha; Isotomidae
Product: ADP-ribosylation factor-like protein 2-binding protein
Exons: 5
Coding region: 886-1572 (228 amino acids)
Biological process (GO): positive regulation of tyrosine phosphorylation of STAT protein; maintenance of protein location in nucleus
Cellular component (GO): mitochondrial intermembrane space
Source: RefSeq, a predicted model, not a curated record
AUACAUAUGCCAACUGACUACAAUGUAUGCCAUAUUCUGUACUGUAUAUAUGUACAUAUUUGGCGUAGGAAAAUGCAAACCAUGAUCGUGUAUGGUAGAAAAUUGUUUUCCCUACGAAGUAAUAAAAUAAAAUGGAGAGGAAAACAAUUCGCUGAAUGUAUACAAUUGUUUCACAAGUCUCAAAUAUCAUCUAAGCACAAGACAGGAAUGUAAUGUGAGAUCUUGUCAAAAUACAUAUGCGAACAUAAUAAUUUUUGAAUGUAACUGGUAAAUCCUAGAAAACUUUCUUUCCCUAUACAACCAAAUAUUUAUUUGUUAACAAUGUCACUAAAAUGCAUGGUAGUUUUAAGUAUACUAAAUAUCAUUAAACUUUUUUCCUGGUUCAAAAAUUAAAAAAUUAUAUGUGUUUAUGCGUACGACGUUGGAACGGGCAGCAUACUUAUGACGUGCCUUGUAUGUGGUCCUGUAUUUGCAUAUGUGGGCAAAUGUAGAAUUUAAAUUGUCAUCAAUGGUUGUCAUGGAUGCGUUUGAAAUAAACAGAGAGUCACCUUCACGAGAUUAUUGCCCGCAACCCCACAUGUGGUGCGAUAACUUUGUUGCUGGUGCUCACCUCACCUCCAGCUUUUCACAGGCGUGUUACAAAUCAAUCAAACCCAUCGAUUAACGAUUGGUUCAAGGGAAAUAAUUUACCUUCUCAGCAGUUUGCUCGGAAUUGAAGGUGAGAAUUUCUAGUCACGGGCAUAAACUAGUUACAAAAGUAAAUAAAUAAGUUUUAUUUCCAGAAAAAAAUUCACAUUUAAUUGGGCCAAUUGGUGAAGAAGGACAAGAGUGGUGACCAAUUGCACGACAUACAUCUACUUGUCUUAAAAAAAAGGCUUCAUUAUCAUGGAUGGAGCUGGAGAUUCUGUGCAGGAACAUUCAGCAACUAAUCGACCGCCCCCACCUGUUCUUCUUGUCGACGGUCACGACAUGGGAGACGAUGGGAGUGGAGAGAUGACACUUGCCGAUCGAAUGGAUGAGCUUUCGACGGACGACAUGCUGAUGGAAGGGAACUACUCAUCCCCCUCUUCCGAAAGGUUCGAGAAAAUCAUUGGAGCUAUUGAGGACAUUGUCGUGGGUGAAGAAUUCCAGUCUCUCCAAAACCAUUUCAUGUCGACAUAUUGGACAAAGUUUUCCGAGAGUCACAGGCAGAUUAAGGAAGACAAGUCCGAAGCCGUGGGAGCUACGUCUGAAGACUUUUCUGAAGAAAAACACGAACAUUUUAAAAUUUUCCAAAAUUAUUCUCAGGAAAUGGCACAUUUGUUGGAGUCACAGUUAAAGAAAGCGUUUCGUGACCAAAAUUUUGACUUUAGUCAAUUUGUGGAAGAAUUUGGCAAACGAGUUGAUCAAGGUCCUGAGCAUGACUCGAAUCACAUGCUGGAAAGUGAGAUCUUUGAAAUGUUGUUCACAUUGACGGAUUUUGUCAAGUUUAAAGAGCUUUUUAUGGACUACAAAGAGAUGAUGGAAGGCAAAACGCCCAAUUUGGCUACCGGUAUCACACUGAAGCCUUUCAACGCGUCCCCGAGACCCUAAGCGUCUACUUCGUGCUUCUAAAAUUCGCUAUGCCUAAUUUUAAUACUGGUGGUUAUGAAAUAGCAAAAUCUACAUGUAUCUUAUCACUAAGAAAGAAACAAUUGUACAUAUUUGUAUAAGUAUCUGUAAUUCCAACUAAUUUGUUAAAAUUAUCUUCAACUGUUGCCUAAAAGUAUUGCUAAAUGUUAUAAAAGUUUGCAGUAUUUUAA